Cylas formicarius (sweet potato weevil) is the source of this 5132-nucleotide messenger RNA. RefSeq names its product ataxin-2 homolog. Gene Ontology annotation, cellular component: cytoplasmic stress granule. The transcript has 11 exons. Gene Ontology annotation, molecular function: RNA binding. The record is from RefSeq and is a predicted model, not a curated record. The coding region runs from base 402 to 2924 and encodes 840 amino acids. Gene Ontology annotation, biological process: cytoplasmic stress granule assembly. NCBI's taxonomy places the organism in Eukaryota, Metazoa, Arthropoda, Insecta, Coleoptera, Brentidae.
AUCAGUCUGACAGACAAUUUACCAGCGGUAGACUGGUUAGAAUUUUGUUUGUUAUCGCAAAAUAGCAAUUGUUGAACAAUCCACACGGCAAUUUUUGUCGAAAGCUAGUAAUACGCUCGGCGCCUCCGCACAUGUGGCAACACAAUCAUUCACGCGAAUGUGAUCAAAUAAAUUAAGAGAAAAAAAUAGUCGCAAACUUCGUUACGUCACAUAAGCCAUUUUGUAUUUUGCUUUAUUCGUGCAAUAUCGGGAUUAUAUUUUUUUUCAAAAUCAACGGGAAGCCAUCCUCGUUUGAAGUAUUUUCCGGGAUUAGAUCGACGAGAAAAUAAUUCAAAAUUCCGGUGCCGACGAGAAAUAGAGAUACCGGCCUUUACGGUAACGGUGGUAACAACGGAGGCGAGAUGAAUAACAAAAGGAAAAACAGGGGUCCCGUCAGUAGGGUUCAGAGGACGAGAUCCCUAGCGGCAGAGGGUGUAUACAACAACCCUCACUUCAUGCAUGCGGCGACAAGUCAAGUCGGUAACACGGCGAGAAUCAAAACCGCCUCCGGUGCUGUGUGGGAAGGUAUAUUUAAGACUUUUUCUGGAAGUUUCGACGUCGUCCUUGAACUAGCGGUGAAGAUCGGCAAUCCCGAGUCGAGCGACGCGCGCAUCAUACCCGAAACGUGCGUCGACAAGCUGAUCUUUAAGGCUUGCGACAUUCUCACCAUGAAUUUCAAGAACGUAGACCUCGAAUAUCCCACGAGGGACACUUUUCAGACUGAUACGGCAAUCUCGGCGAGGAUAAACGGCAACAAGUUGGAGGAGCGCGAACUGGAGCCGUGGGACCCGAGCGGCGGACUGAACGGUACUGACAGCGGCCUGGAUCUGGACACCCAGGCGAACGGGUGGGACGCUAACGAUAUGUUUAAGAAAAACGAGCAAGAUUACGGGGUCACGUCCACGUUCGACCAUUCCUUGCGGGGAUACACCGUCCCCCUACAAACGAGCGACUCCGCUGAUUUUCGCGAAGCGCAGGCGCGGGCUGAUCAAAUAGCCAACGAAAUAGAGAAUCAACCCCAGCAUAAGGCGCGACUCGACCUCGAGAACGGCGACGAAGAGUUGGCGUUCGCCGCGGUCAUCAGACCCAACCAGUCGCAAGAAUCGAACGGCAAGUACUUACCGCCCGCGAAAAGGAAGAACCAGAACAACGGCAAGUUAGUCAGGAGUACUCCACCGCCGAGCGGCGGCAGCAGCGCGCAGAAUUCGCCGUCGCCUAAGGAGAACCGCCCACCCAUGACUUAUCCCACGCACCCGUCCCCCCAUCAAAGUCAUCAGAACAACGUUCACGUGGCCAGUCCCCACAAUCCCCCUCUUCAUCAGCAGCAAUCGACGCCACUGCCCUCGCCGCAAAUGCAACACGGACCGCCCCCGAUUCACCUUCACAACUCGACCGGCGGGCCACCGGCUGUCCCGGCCCAGAUGCAGGCCAUGUCCCUUCAGCAGCAACCCCCCAAUAUGAGCAUCGUCCACGGCGCGGCCUCGAGACCCCACUCUCACACGCCCCCACACCAACCGCCGCCCCAGCACUAUCAGGGCGGUAACGGUCCACGUCAAGGGCCGCCGCCUCCAUUGCAGCAUCAGGGCAUGAAACCGCCUCAGAUGAACGGCGACGCGAAGGCGGGGCCCCAACAGAGACAGCAGAGACACCAGUACCAGCAGCAGCAGAGCGUUCAGCAUCAACAGUACCAGGUGGUACCGCCGGAGAUGAAGCAGGAACCGCCGCCCCGCCAACAGCCGCCGCCGCCGCUUCACCGUCCGGAAGAGGCGAUGAAGGAGCUCCAUCAGUUCGCUCACGAGUUUAAGUUGGCGCCCAUGCCGAUGCAACCGCCCAACGAACAACCGAUGGUGACGUCACCGGCCCCGCCCGUGAUGGUCGAGCAGCAGGUAGCGCCGCCGCAAGGCGCAUUGCAACAGCAGCAGCCUCCGCCGUCCCAGCAGCAGCAGCAGCAACAGAUGAAACCGCAACGGCAACCGUCGCCGCCUCAACCGUCGCAAAGCCCGCCUCAACAGCCCCAGUCCGAGGUCGACAAGUUGUCAAGCACGUUGCAGAAGUCGAAGUUGAACCCCAACGCGAAGGAGUUCGUGCUGAAUCCAGCCGCUAAACCUUUCCAGCCAAGGUGGGAGGGAAAUUCGGCGAGGUCGCCGAGUACGCCGUCAGCCAGCAGACCCCAUACGCCCCAAACGCCCAGCCACAGCCCUUACAUACCGGCGACGGUGAGCGGCGGGCCUGGGGCUCCCGGGCCGAUGCCCGUGAUGAUGCCGGUGUACCACAUGAUGAGCCAGCCGCAAUAUCAGCCUCCCCCGUUGCCAGGAAACCGGAUUAAGCGGAUACCGAUCCGUACGGACGUCGCAUCGCAGAUGCAGGUGGCGGCGGCUACGGGUCAACCGCUUCUCGCCCCCGCCCCCAUUCAACAGUUUAUAACGUAUCCGGCGGCGGCGACCGCCCACGGAAUGAACCAUUCGGCGGCAUACCAGGCGAUGCACGCCGCGGCCGUGCGAAUGUACGACGCCGCGGCGGCGGCGGCGGCUGCAGGCGCGCCGCCCCCCCAAAUUCAGUAUUUACCGGCGCCUCCGCAGCAGUCGGGAACGCCCUCGCCCGCGCAGCCGCAACCGUAUAAUCCGGCGGCGGCGGCGGCUGCGGCAGCUGCAGCAGUGGGGCAAGGUCCCCAGGGGCCCGCCCAACAGUAUCAGGCCGCGCCACCACCGCAGGCCCCGCCCCAGAUCCCGAUGGCCUUUUGCAUUCCAACCCCGCAGCACCACAUGGCCCUGUCGAACAUGCAGUACCUGCAGCAGGCGCCGCCCCCUCAGCCGCCGCCGCAACAUAUGCAGGUGCUCAUGCAACACCAGCACCCGCAGGGCAACCCCCACGGGCCGAAUCCUUAGCGAUAGAGGCGUCCGGAACCAUUGCCGUUGCAUUUCGAACAACGGUCCCGCCGCGAAGACAAAGAUUGGGGAAUGCCGGUCUGCGUCUUCCUUAGGUAAUUUCUUUAGUAUCAAUUGUCAGCACCACCUUUUCGUUUACAAUUUCGUUUGCGUCGCGCCAUGCUUACGGGGUGAGUCAACGUCCCCCCCCCCUGCCCUCCAAAUGCCAACGAAAUUUCGAAUCGCCAUCGCCAGAUCCACCUUUAGAUAUCUAUACUUAUCUAAAGUGACGUGCGAUCCCUGAAAAUUCACAUCCCGGCCUGGGCGGGGCCGUGCGUUGGCUCACCCCUGCGAACGUGUCUCUCCCUCUCUCUCGAAAAUAAUAUGUCGGUCGUUUUGAGAUUUUUUUUUUGACAAAAUGUACAACCGGCCAAAACCUGUGUAUUUUUUUUUCAAUUCACGAUAAUUAAAACAUGUACGCUGGGAACUGUUUUCUUUAUGGGGGGGGAUGUUUUUUUUUUUGGCCUAGUCCCUGCCAUAUGACACUUUGCGUCAUUUUCUUUCCAAACAGUGAUUUCCCCACAGUAACCUAGUUUUUUCCUUGUGCAGUAAAAUAGAUUAAUAUGUGGUACCCAUAGAACAGGGAGUCUGCGAGUAUUUCAUGUGUCAGUCUGCUCAACAAAUUUCAUUCUUUAAAAUUUGUAACGAACGAAAAUUCAAAAGGGUGAGAGGUGACCUAGUUUGGAAAGAUAACUUGUAAAAGUUAAAAUUCACCUCAAGAAAUUCGUUUUGAUUUUUCACUUUUAUUCCGUUAUCUUUUCCUCCUACAUCACUAGGUAGUGGAGUGUUACAAAUUUUUGUAAAAAAUUGAAAUGAACUGCAACUGUACCAGCAAAGUAAUGUCUCUAUAUUAUUGUAAAAAAUAAUAUUAAUAGUAAUAUAAAAUUUAACAAAUUAUCUAAUAUUAACCUAACCCUGCAAAUUGUUUUUUCCCUUCCAUGAGUGGUCCAUUGCUGCUAAAGACUUCAAGAGAAACUCCAUUUUUGAAAAGCUGCACUAGUUCUGGCAUCUCUUAUAUAAUGCCAUGGGCAGCGUAUAUUUAAGUCCCAAUACCAAUAUUAGGAAUAAAUUAGACACAUCCUUUCUGACAUUCUGACAAACUACUAAGCCGGGCAAAGAUCGAUUUGCCUUUAGAAAUCCCGAUUCUAAUUGUGAUUUUGAUUAUAAAAUCAUCUUCCUUAAAGACCGCGUCUGCGGUCUGGCAACCGUUUCUAAUAUAGAUUCAACCAUUUUUGACAUUUCGGGUAUAUAAUCAUAUUUUGGGUGGCUGGGUCGCAAAUUUUGGUCCCUUUUAGGAACCUCAACAAAUUAAACACAGAAACUGAAAAGAUCAUCAUAUUUUCUAUAGGAUGCAGAUAAAAUUUCUUCAUCAUUAUGUCUAUUACACAUUGAAUCGCCUUCUGGCGCGUGGAUUUUCCUUUUCAUCGGUUCUUUUUUAAAACUUUUAGUUUUCUUUUGCUGUAAAACUGUGAUUCUCCAACGAGAAUAUGGGUGCUACAUAUUAAUCUAGAAGGAAAACAUAACUGAAUAAAUUACAAACUAACUAUAUUUGCUCCACCUGACUACGAGCAGAAUAGGUUUACCUAAUUGGAAUUUCUGCGUUUUCUGGGUAUUAACUGCCACGAAAUCAUUGAUUAGUAAGGAAAUAGUACCCAAAGAAGUAACACCAUUUGUAAUUUUUUAGAUCGAUAUUAAAAUUAAUUGGUCAUUAACAUGAACAUUAUUUAUUGUAAUGUGAACUGAUUUCAUCAAAUUGGAAAAUGUAAAUUGUUAAAAAAAAAAGAAAAAUAGGUUUUGUUUACUGUCAUUGGCCACGUACGCUAGGAUCCUUCGGGCAAUAGAGUUAGGUAUUUUUGUUAAAGUCUUUUUAUAGACGUUGAGCUUCAAAACUCUCCGUGUUACCGACAAAUAUACCGAUAAUGAAACAAAACUGCCCGGCCGACUAAUUUUCCUAAACGUAGGAAGUUAAAACUAAAUUUCAAAGUGUAGGUGGUGUAUCACAUCGUAUUUAAUUGUUCCCCGACGCCGUCGCAUUAAAUUGGAAGCCAUACCAGCUAAAUUUUUACGGAAAAAUUGGUAAAUACAGGGUAAUAACAUUUGCGGCCCGACUUUAAGGUGAGUAAAAACUAGACUUUAAUAAAAACAAUCAAUCGGUGUUUUUAGAGCUAA